AACUCACUCUUCUCUAUUGCCUCCGUUUUAGCUCAAAGAGCUGAACUUCCACGCAUUGCUUUUGCUAAAUCAGAAUACCUGCUUGUUGCGUUCGUAUUGUCCCUCCAAAAUUUUCUUUUUUCUUUUUUAUUUUCGCCUUUUGUCGAAAAUUUUGUUGACAAUUAAGAUGAACCUGUGUUCAUGUCUACAUCUGCCUUUUGGAUUAGUCAGCUGGAAUAAAUACCAAGUUGAAGUCUGUGGAGAAUAUCUUGAUUGUUGCUAUGUCCAAUGGAAAAUCAAGCUGAUUUGAGCCAAAGAUUGCUGCUUGAGCAAGAUAUUCUGAGAUUAGUGAUAUGCAGGCUGAACAAUGGGUUAAUAAUAUGAGUGGAUCUGUGGAGGAUGAACCAGUAGAAGUAGAGCCAGAAGGCCGACCUCCUAAGUAUAGUUUACAUCUUCUAUUACUGCUUUAUUCUGUUACUCUGAACUAAUUGCAAGGUUUGAAUCAUUUGUUUUUAGGCUUGGACUAGGAGCUAAAGUUUCUCGGCAAUCCAAAGUUGGACCUUCUAAUGAUCCUGUUGAUAGAAAAUUAUAUGCAAAGUUAGAUGUUGGAAAAAGAAAAGCCUCUAAAAGCAUUGAGGAGUCUACUGUAUCACGUAGAGAUGAAUCUAAUGAGGGAGAAUAGGAAGGGGAUUUAGAGAGUAGAUGUAGCGUGUUUACCAAAUAGAGAGCACUUCCUCCUACGUCAACUUUACAGGGAAAGAAGAAACAGAAGUAACUCAAUUCUCUUGUAAAAUUGGCUCUUAUUAACUUGUGUUGUAAUUUCCUUCGUUACAGACUUGAUAACUUUAAUAUUUUUCUAGGGAAUUUUUUUAACUUGUGCCCUUAGGAAAUUAAUUCCAAUAUUUGUA
Rubroshorea leprosula is the source of this 887-nucleotide messenger RNA. The record is from the annotation of a GenBank genome assembly. Lineage: Eukaryota; Viridiplantae; Streptophyta; Magnoliopsida; Malvales; Dipterocarpaceae.